AUGGUCAUCCAGUGCACAUGCGAUUGCAACUGCAGUGAUAGAGACACAGCCCGCAGCUUCUGUUUGCCACGAUUUGCGUUGCGUUACCAACGUGCCACGCCCACGCCAACGCCCCUAAAUGGUGGCAAUGAUAUGGAGCAUCAGUUUCCAUACUAUCGCCGGCUAUCGAAUACCUCAUCAGCGCUCUACGGCAGCUGCCCCCAACUGCCACAGACUUGUCACAGUCUAAGCCAGAGUCAGAAUCAGAAACAUAAACAAAGGCAGCAGGAGCAGCAGCAGGAGAAGCAGCAGGAAAAGGCAGAGACAGAGACAGAGGAGCAGCUGAGGCAAUAUUCAAGUCUGGUGCGGCCACAGCAUAGAAGCUCCGUGCUGUGCAACAAAUCCUGGUGGGUCUCAUGUCCGCGUCUCUCCAAUCUGGCAGCAACUGAGCAACAGCAACAGCAACAGCAACAACAACAGUCUCAAAUGCCAACAACAGCAACAGCGACAGCAACAACAAUGCAGCAGCCACAAACACUGCUGCCACCAUUGAUUCGUUUUCCACUCCGACAGCACUGUGACAAUUUUGGCAGCUAUGCCACAUUGCCCAGCAUUGAUCAGCAAGUUCAUCAUGCGCCCUGUAGUCGCCAUUGCACCGCAGCAUCAGCAGCACCAACAAUGCCACCACAUCCUGAGCCAGCACGCUGGUAUGCACCAAGCAAUGCCAAUCUCAAUCCCAAUCCCAAUCUGAAUCCUAAUGCCUGCUGUUACAUGUACAAUCCCACGCCCCACUACGCCCCUCAGCUCUGUCUCUGCGAUAAUUGGUAUCACCAGCAACACCAACAGCAGCAGCACUUACAACAACAACAGCAGCAACAACAAAGAGGCAUCCCGCCACCACCGAAGCCACUUAUGCCCAAUGGCGGCUGCUACUUGGGAUUCGAUGGGCAUCAUCCCAGUCAUAUUACGGAUGAGGAGGAUUCAGCUUUUCCGGCUCUCGCUGAUCGUGAGUUUCAUUUGUUGCAUCGCAAUAUUCCCGCAUUGCGACGCACAGGUGUCGACACAACACGCAUACUACAGUAUUUCUAUCCUGAUGGCGGUUGGGGCUGGAUCAUCUGUGGCGUAUCCUUUCUGGUUCAUAUUCUGACCACGGGUCUGCAACUGAGCUAUGGUUUGCUGUUGUACUAUGCCGUGCAGCAUUUGCAUAACACAAGUGGCAUUGAGCUCUUGGGCGCUUUGAGCUGGUCUAUUUCAAUGUUGGCCAUACCAUUUGUGGUGUCGUUGUGUCGAAAGCGUUCCAUUCGAAUGCUCUCCAUUGUGGGGGGACUUGUGAUGCCGUUGGGAAUUCUGUUUACAUCAUUUGCCACGGAAUUCGGUCAGGUCGUGUUCAGUUAUGGCAUCGUAUUUGGCAUUGGGGUUUCCAUGGUGCGUGAAGCCUCCACGGUGAUGUUGGGCAAUUACUUUAAGCGUCGGCGGCAAUUCGUUGAAAUGGUGGCCAUGUCCGGCGAGGGAGUCGGCAUUGCUUUAUUCUCCGUGAUAUUGAAGGAGGGCGUUGGCAAGGCCGGCUGGCGCCUUGGUCUACAGAUUGUGGCCGCUCUAACGGCGCUCAGCUUUUUCAUGGGUCUCAUGUAUCGACCAGCAUCAUUAUACCAUCCGCAACGUCGGGCCAUUCAACACUUAAAGAAUCAACGCAAAAAGUUGAGGGAAAAGAAACCAAAGCUCAGUCAUGUAGUGGAAUCGCCAACUCGUUAUUUAUUUUUGGACAUAUCAUCCCUGAAAUCCGUAACAGUUAAAAUCCUUUUAAUGACCUCAAGCGUUGCAGCAUUUGGCAUUUAUACGCCCAUGUUCCUCAUGGCCCUAAAUGCCGCCAAAGAGGGAUCCGAUGUUCAGGAAUUGGUGCUGCUACAAACCUUCUUGGGCAUCUCCAUGGCAUUGGGUGUGGUUUUAGCUGGUGCUCUGCUCCGUCGCUGUUUUGUCAUCAAACACUUUGUGAUCAAUACCAAAAUCGUUACUCAGCUCUUUCUAGCCAUUGUUGCUUUGGCCAUACUCUUUCUAUCCUUUGUCAUGGGCUACAAGGGACUCUGCAUCCUCAGUUGGCUUUAUGGCAUCGGCUUGGGCGGCUUUCAAUAUUCGUUAAAAAUUUUGGCGCUGGAGCGCAUUAAACUUAAACACUUCUCCAAGGCCUGGGGUUUCAUUCGCGGUGUUCAGUCUGUUCCGGUGCUUAUAAGUGUGCCCCUUACCUCAUUCCUCAACGAUUACUCCCUGAAAUACGGACGUGCCGGAUAUUACAUUUGCUCAGCUGCCGCUGCCAUCUCUGGCAUCAUCAUCUUCUUCAUUAGCGAGCCACAGGAGCAUCCGCAGCAGCAACACCAACACCAACAGGAACAGCAACGUGGUCAUCUCAAUGGACAUCUGCCAACGCCCAUGUUGAUGAGACACUCCUCGGCGCGGCAUCCACGUCACAAUGUGCAACUGGACUAUGGAUAUGGCGAAUAUCCAGCACCCGAUUUGCUCAGCCGCAGCUGCAUAAGUCUCAAUCAAAUGGAGCCUUACAUUCAGGCCAAUAACUCCCAUUAUUGUCAACGUCAUGUGCAUCAUCAGCAGCAUUCUCAACCGCAUUCUCAUAAUCAUCCCCUGCCCCAUCUUUCACAACAUCAUCAUUUGCCUCCACAACACCCACAGCAGCUCACUUGCCACAAUCUGGACAUGCAACAGACACGUCCGCCCUAUCAACUUGGUCAGGGCAGCAUUGGCGCCAAAAUGGGAAAGCGUCUACAAAGAAGUCUCUCCUUCAUCCAGCAGCACAACUGCUGCGAUGGCCAAAUGUAUUGUAGCUUUCACAGCACCUACGAGCUCGGUUGCCGCAAGUCUCCCAAAUCUCAGGACAGGCAGCCACUCAUCUGUACAUGCAGCCCCAAUUCAACCACAUAUGGAGCCGGGAGUGGUUCGGCACGCAGUCGGAGUGUUCCAGAGGGUCUAUCCACCAUGUCACAGCAGUGUAACUGCCGUCAUGGGGCAACCGCGGCGCCGUCCCGUGAGUUUAUCUACGUGCCACACGCCUACGCAUCAUUGCAGCGAACGCCACAUCGACAGAAUCGUCAUAUAUCGUCCGGUACGGCAGCUGGAGGAGGAGCUGCAACUGGAGGUUGUCAAGCAUCACGAAGCAAUCCACAGUGUCGGCUUAAACGCUCGCAAUCGCUUAGCCGACCCGUGCAUUUUGUCGAGCAAAUCACCACCUCCGUGUAGAUAUAGAGAAUGAGAGAGAGAGAGAGAGAGAGAGAGAGAGAGAGAGAGAGAGAUUCCCAGCCAGGGGUGGCCUAGUAGCAUAUUUUGUAGUAGUCCUCCUAGUUACGUGAAUCGAAUUCAAAUUGUCAAAUCUUUUCUAGUCUUUUGUCGUAGUUAGUAGCACGUAUAGUCCAAGUCGAGAGAGUAGUUCAAGAAACAGUUGCAGAAGUGUCAAAAACUGUAACUAAAAACCUACACACACAAAUUGAAAAGCAACUCGAUGAAUUUUUAACAAACUAUAAACCUAUUAACAAUAUCUAUACAUAACUUACCUUAACUUUAUCCAUAAAACACACAUACACACAUACCGAAAGACAUACAGACACAGUUAGCGAGGGGCAAACGAAAAGCUUUAUCAUUGUCUCGAAACAAAAGUAUUCCAAUUAACUUUGCUACCAAUGCAACAUUUUCAUAAUAACAAGGGAAAAAACGUAAAUAUAUAGCGAUGGCAUAAACAAAGAACGGAAAAAAGUCUACAGCAGAGGGGUAACAGACGCGGGGGUUCAAUAUGAAUACAUAUUAAAUGGUCCAUUUUAAAAACGUACACAUACAAUUUAUCCACCGAUACCAAUACGAUAUAUACUCGAACUCAGAUCGAGGCAAUUAUACGGUCGGCGGCACAUAUUUUGCUGUCUUCAUGUACUUUAUUUUUAAAUUAAAUGCGUAUUCACAUACGUAUACGUAUUUAUGUGCUCGAGAAACGUUUAAAUUCCGGGCGAAAAACUGUAAAAAAAAUAUGAACAAAGUAAUAGAAAAAAAACCUUUUUGCCAAUAUACCAUUCGUUGUGGGACUAAGCCUUAUUUAAAAAAAACAACAACAAAACCAUUAACAUUUCUAUAAUGAUAAUCGUAUAAUAAUCGAAAGUAUUCAAUGCGUACUUUAACUGUAAUUGGCGAACCCACAAAUGAAAUUUUGUGGAUAAUAUUAACAAUACCAUUUGGGCAUAAAUUAGCCGCAACAAAAUGCUUAAAUAUGUAAUAUUAAUAAUAAUAAAUUAAAUGAGAAACUUAUUACAAUUACACGAGAAUAACAUAAAUGGACAUAUGUGCAACUAUCUCUACGAUACGAUAAAUAAUAUAAAUAACAAAUAAAAUACAAAACAAGAUUAAUGAACUGCAAAUUCAGCAAAAAUAAGCAAGGCAUAAAUUUCAAGUAUACUUUAAUAAAUUAUUAAGUAUUCGUUUCAUAAAAUUAUCGAACUCCUAAGAAAAAACAAUUUUAGAAAUUCUAAACUAUGCAAUAAGAGAUAAAAAAAACAUUUCGGCAAGCCGACAUUUUAAUACCCCUGCAGUAAAAAAAAGCAAAGAAAUAAAUAUCUCGUUAAUGUUCCCUAUAUAUUUCCGAAAUGUCUAUUCAUUAUUUAAAACAUAUUUUAUAAAUAUUUCCAAAAUUUACACCUGCUUCCGAGAUUAAGACAACUCGCAAAAGGAGUGGUCAACUCUUAGAGUAUAUUAAUUUUUGAUGAGGAAAUAAUGAGAACCUCAACAAGAUUAUUAAAAAAGGAAUCGUGUUUAUCGGACAUAAACUCUGCAAGGGUAUAGUUAUUGGGGGAAUUGCAAAUUAUGAGAGAGGAAGAAUUUUCCUUGAGCAACUAACUGCCAUAAUCUGCAAUAAAAAUACAAAAUUAACUAUGAGAAACUCAUAAACAUAAACAUUAAAUCAUAAACAUAAAAUAAACGACACUCGAAAACUCAACUCAGCUCGUAAAAUCCAAUGACCCAUAAAUUCUUCUUCUUCAUAAAAAAAAAAUCUGCAAACAAUUUCAAUAAAUGCACCGAUUUUCGCCGUGGCGUGUUCAGUGAAAAGUUUUGAAUAAAUUAUAAUUUAAUUGUGUUAGGCCUACACACAUAACACACAACAUAAACACAUACACACUCUCACACUCACACAGAAACAAAUCAAGCAUAUCUAAAUCUCCUUAUCUAAAAAUUGAAAAAA
Messenger RNA from Drosophila innubila, 5203 nucleotides. RefSeq lists its product as uncharacterized. Gene Ontology annotation, biological process: transmembrane transport. Gene Ontology annotation, molecular function: monocarboxylic acid transmembrane transporter activity. Lineage: Eukaryota; Metazoa; Arthropoda; Insecta; Diptera; Drosophilidae. The coding region runs from base 1 to 3225 and encodes 1074 amino acids. The record is from RefSeq and is a predicted model, not a curated record. The transcript has 12 exons.